GACCUCAUUGCGUCCACUGCCGACGUAAUGACGUGGCAUGUAAGCGCCGUGCAGUGUUGUUAUCCAGUAGCUUUAGCUGUUUGAGGCAGUAAACUCCAGUAAUUAAUCAGUAUCUUUAUCAUUUAACGUCCUUCAGUCCGGUAUAAACUAAAGGAGAAAGUCCGGGUACCUGUCGAGACUCUGCUUUUGUUUGAACGAGACCACUAAACCUGGUAAGUGAUGGUGAACGGACAAACUCACACAACAUGACGAAUCCCCUUUAACAUUUUCAAAGUACAACUUAAAACUGUUUGUGCACGUGGUUAAUAUUUUAUUUUUCUUAAACGGAGAUAUUUUCCCGAAUCCGAAGGACCUUAAAAUCAAUUCGGCUCGGAAAUAUUUCACAAUGCUACAACAGAAUAUAAUGUUACACCGAUUUAUCUGGUUAUCUUUAGGGAUUGGUGAAACCCUCUGCGACGGGGCCGACGAUGACUUCGAGAAACAACUGGCUGCUUAAAAAAAGCCUUUAACUAAAAAAGAGAUCAGUUUUAGACAUUUUUUUCUAUGCCGAAUUGUGAGAAACACUCUGAAGAUUGUAUCUUUGUCUUUAUUUGUUGUCUAUGAAUUACACAUCUUCUCUGACCUUCCCGUAAUUAUUUAUUCUCGUGUUUUAUUUUUGGAGUCUUGCAAAUGUGCCAAACCUUCGUGUGUUCGGCUGGAUUAAAUAAAAUGAUUUAAUAUUAAUAAAAUUCUUUAAAGUCAAAUUUAAAAUCUCACUUUUACAGACUUGAUUUUAUGUGAUAAUUUCUUUUACCUCUUUUAUCUUAUUUUACUCUCUUUUUAUCUGUUGUUAAACUUGAACUCUUUUCUUAAUGAACCUUUUAGGCCUUUUAUUAUUUUAUCUCUCGUUCAUUUCUGUCGCUCUAUUUUAUCAUCACUAUUAUUAUCAGUAUUACCUGUUAUUAUUUUAUUAUCAUUAUUGAUAUUGGCUUUUAUAUUUAUGAUCCUGUUUCCACUUUCGACCCCCCCUUUAACAGCAUUUUCUUGUACAGGUUUCCAUGUUCUUUUGUGUCGUUUCCUCUCAUCUUGAACCUUUAUAACCUCCAUAAACAGGUUAGUUUGCAGAUGCAGGAGGUGGAGCAGCAGGAUGAAUAUCGGCUCCAAGAAUAAGAAGCGGGUGGUUCUGCCCAGCCGUCCUGACCCCCCCUCUGUGGACCAGAUCCUGGAGGACAUUAACAGAGCCGCUCCCAAUGACCCGGUCUUCAGCAUCCUGGAGCAGACUGGACAAGGUGAACCCUCACCACCUUUACCGACGUGAUGCUCUGACACACAGACUGGGUCAUCUGGAGUUUGAGUCUUCGUUGUUUACGGAUCAGCUCUUGUCGUUUUUUCUGACUGUCUCUCUCUUCACUCCUCAGACUCGUCUCGGCCGGCCGACAGCGAGGUGGAGUCGCGGUUCCAGCAGUGUCGUCAGUACCUGGACCUGAACGAGCGGCUGCAGGAGGUCAGAGGUCAGCUGCUGAAGCAGAGGGAGGACUUGCGAGCAGCGGGGGAGCAGCUGGACAGAGACGUGGCGGAGGUCCAAGGUCAAACACUCUGACUCCUCCUCCUCCUCUCUGUGGGACUGUUGACUGACACUCUCAGAGCCGAGGACCCGCAGGCUCAGCUGGACCAGGUCCAAAACCACCAAAGUGCCCUUGAGCCCGACGCUGUUCAGAAACAGAAACAUGUUGUUGAUAUGAGCAGUAAGACGUGUGGAGGUUUAAUUCACCUGAGAGUGAACAGAAAGGUCAGCGAGAGACUUUGACUGAGCCUCUGUCUGUCCUCCUGAUGGACCGGUUCUGGUUCUGUUCCAUUUAUCGUCACUCCGCAGACAUUAAAGAGAGAAAACCGAACCUCGUGUCUGAGGAGUGAUGGAGACGGACUUCUGUUCCUGGUAGAUAAUAAAGUUUGUGAAUCAUUAAUUAUUGCAGGACGUGUUUCUAAUCAGGUUAAAGAUGGAAACAUAAAUGUAUUAUUUAAUACCUGUAGAUUUAGGAUAUUGAUUGAUUGAUUUAAAAUAUAAAAAAUAAAACAAGAAAAGUAAGUCGAAACAUUUAAAAAUAAAACAUAUAAAUACAUAUUUGAAAAGGAGUGAGAAGAAGAAUAACUCAUGAACUCUAACCUCUUCCGUUUAAAUAAGAAGUACCCACACUAAGCUUCCUGACAACUUGUUUAGAUGUUCCUGAUAAUUAAAGAUAAAGUAAAUUCAUGACUUUGUAUUACAAAAUAAAAUCUACAUCCUCUUAAUACAGAACAAACAUAAAAACAACAAAACAGAAUAAAACAAGAAAGAAACGAAAACCUCAGAACACUCAGUGCUCCCCAUCACCUCCCUCAUCCCUGUACCUCCUCUUCUUUAUAAUCGUGUCUUUAUUCCUCUUUUUAAACUCUGUAAACAUGUUUGAACUUUAACUUAAACCUCUUCCAAAAACUCUUCCUCUCUGUCUGAAUUAAAGUGAAUUUUUCCCCUUAAAUUAUAACGUCCCUCACACAGACUGAAUCAUUUUUAGCUGUAAACAUUAUUUCAGCUGUUUGAUAUUCCUCAGUGUCUUAAAUAUAACUUAAUAAUACUUCAUAUAAAUAUUUGAAUGAACUACAAAAGUGUAUUUUUACAGAUGUUUGAGGCCGUUUUUUAUUACAGCAGAAUCACAACAUGAGCUGAAUUUAAGAGGAAAACUUUUUCAGUUUCUGUCCAAUAAUGUGUGAAGAUGAUGAAACUUUGAUCCGUCUUCACUUUUUAGUGUUUGUCUGAUUUCUAUUUUCUGUUUCCACACAAACAGACGUGAGGUCUGAUCUAGAUUAUACUCUUUAUUUUAUAAACAGUUUCUGUCAGGAAACGUCUGAAGAAAACUUUGACUGGAAACAUUAUCCAGCCUCCUCAGAGCAGAUUUAACCCCCCAAACAUUUACUGAUCAAAUGAGAGUCAGUCUGCAGAGUUUUGGACCAAACUGUGACUUUUUUAUUAAAUUCUGUGACAGACUGGUGUAUAAAUAUAACAUCUGAUAUAAAAAAGAAAUCUCAUGAUAGAAGAAGAAGAAGAAGGUGUUCUUCUCGCUGGAUUCUGUGAUGAUGAUGAGGAAAACCUCCGCUCUCUGAUCCUCCUCCUCCUCUUCCUCCUCCUCUUCCUCCUCCGCUGUUAUCUGAACAACUUAAAAAAAAACAAAAAAACAGGAAAUCACAAACUUACCAUCAGAGUGUUUGAACUUUAAACCAGCUGACUGCACAUGCUCAGAUCAGUUCGCUAAAACAGAGACACACAAACACCAUCACCACCACGUCUGAGCAGCACUGUCGUUGUUGUUUGUGUCGUGAUAUUUCAGAAGCUGAUAAUCAGGUUUAAAAGAUCAGAGAAGAUGAUCUGAUGCUAAAGUGUGUGUGUGUGUGUGUGUGUGUGUGUGUGUGUGUGUGUGUGUGUGUGUGUGUGUGUGUGGCAGCAGAUGGAGAGCUAACAGACUUGCUACACGCUAACUCUCCUCACAUUGACAUGUUCGUGAAAAACCAGCUGACUUACCGAGCCGACUAACCCAGGAAAGGCUGGAACAGGAAACAGGAAGGACAGCCGGGUUAGUGUCGCACUGUGGCGGAAAGUUUAGACAUUUUCUACGCUAACAUGUCUCCGGUCAGCAAUAUUUUUUUUUCGUUGGAUGGUAGGGGAUGGUCCCGCCUCCUUGGCCUCUGAUUGGCUGUGAAACAUCCUCACGCGCAUAAGGCGAGUGUGGUCUGUCGGCUCUUUACAUCGAACAGAAGAUUACAGAACAUGAUCACAAUUCUCAGUAUCUUAAUACUGCGUUCGAGUUUCCUCAGAAGUCAGAUGCAAAACAAAAUCGGAGGAAACAAGAUGGCUACAUCUACCAAAGUUAUUUUAUCGCUUGCCUCAUAUUCGCAGGUGCUUGAAUAACUUUGGUAGAUUUAGCCAUCUUGUUUCCUCCGAUUUUUCUUUUUUCCGACUUGGUAACUAAAACGCUGAGAACUCGUGUGUGACGUCAUUUUCAGCUCUGAUAUCUGACUUCUGAGGAAACGCGAACACAGUAUUAAUUUCCUAACUUGACAGACGAUGACGUUUCACAGCCAUAAGGUAUAAUCAAUCGGAGCCCAGUACUUCUAGCCAAUCAGAGGUAAAGGAGGCGGGGCCUUCACCUACCAUCCCGUUUUAACCCUUUCCUCCCUGGAACGUUAGAGCUCCGGUCUCGUACUAACCUCUGACAUACAGACUGGAAACAGACAGUCCUGGUCCUCUGCUGUUAAACACUGAAGACCAUCACUGACCUGAGUUCAGCUUUCAGUAAAAUACUCAAAUAAAAUUUAAGAUUAAAA
Messenger RNA from Xyrichtys novacula (pearly razorfish), 4335 nucleotides. The record is from the annotation of a GenBank genome assembly. Lineage: Eukaryota; Metazoa; Chordata; Actinopteri; Labriformes; Labridae.